Necator americanus (New World hookworm) is the source of this 1635-nucleotide messenger RNA. RefSeq lists its product as uncharacterized. The transcript has 16 exons. Gene Ontology annotation, molecular function: DNA-binding transcription factor activity, RNA polymerase II-specific; RNA polymerase II cis-regulatory region sequence-specific DNA binding. The record is from RefSeq and is a predicted model, not a curated record. Gene Ontology annotation, biological process: apoptotic process; regulation of transcription by RNA polymerase II. Lineage: Eukaryota; Metazoa; Nematoda; Chromadorea; Rhabditida; Ancylostomatidae. Gene Ontology annotation, cellular component: nucleus. The coding region runs from base 1 to 1635 and encodes 544 amino acids.
AUGACUAAACGUGCGCGACGAACGCAUCCAAACAAGUUUGUGCCCAAAGCUACUGUUCGCAGCGCGGAUGAGCGCGAACAUGCAUGGACAUGUCAACUGACGAACAUCGUCAGUCAUUCAACGUUCGCACAUCAGGACAAGACGAUGCAGACACGUUCGACCACCAACAACGUGAAGACAACACGUGAUAUUGCGGACAGAAUACACAAACAAACGGUCAGCAACUCAAAUCAAAUAGCUCCACCACCAGAAGAAGUAGCUCAACAGUCAUCAGAACAGGAUCAGGAUCCAGUUGUAAUCGUGUCGAACCGUGACUCAACUACUUCACAACAGAUUUUCGUACAAGACAACAUCGGCCACGAGGAAGUAAAAAUGGUACGUGCCUCGCAAUCUGGUGGUUCACUUAUGAUGUCUACAUCCCAACAUAAUAUUCGCCAAGGACACAGGAAUGAAGAGGCAAGAGGCAGACUGUUCUGUGUGGGAAUUUCCACUCAGACGAAAUCAUCCAAGAAUCUGGACUACGUGCGCCUCAGUUCGGGGGAAGGUAUUACAUUGUACUGUAAAGCGGAUACUUCUGUACCUUUCACUUUUCGCUUCGGUGACGAGUGUCACCCUAAUAUGCGUAUUCGUGUACGUCCAGAGUACACUGAAGAUAGAUACUCGAACAAGACCGUUGAGAGGUGUCCAAAUCAUCUGGUCAAAGAUAACACUGAAACUCGCAAUCACUUCUUGAGAUGCGAACAUCCUGACACUGAGUACCUUGGUUCCGAGGAUGCAUUUGCUGUACGCAUUCCCAUGUGCGAAUCGACAGGCUUUUUCUUCACCUGUUUCAGUUCCUGCUCUGGAGGAAUAAAUCGCCGUCCAGUACAGCUCACAUUUGUACUAGAAGACAAUGAUGGAAGAGCAGUUGAUACUUGCUUCGUUGCUCUGAAAGUAUGUGCUAAUCCGUUGCGGGAUGCAUCCAAGGAAAAUGGAAGAUUUGAGCCUCGUAUCGUGGACUUCAAUGGUGAGAGGGACGUCUACGGGGCUGCACUGCAUCGGAAGCGUGCUCAGAGGUUCACUGGCGAAAUUAUAAAACGGCCCCGUUAUCGUGGCUAUUCGGAUGAGAAUUGCCACGUGUACGAGAUCCAUCUGACUGACAUUAGAAAGGUGCGUAAAGUGCUGUGGAUGUUGAUGAAUGAAGAGAAAUUUGAUCAGCUGAUGAGUUUGGAGAAAGAGGGUAUUCCAUAUCGUGAAAUCUGUGUACUCACGGCUGAUACAACAAUAAAAGCAUGGCUCAGUCGGAGCGAAAUAGGACUCGGCUCAUUGGCAGUGGAUUUUGAAAGGAAUUCUAUCUACACCCUCGGCGAUCUAUCCCGAGUUUAUCGCCAUGAUACAUUCAGUCGUUUUGGCUUCACAACUGAACAAUGUGUUUUACUGAAUAGAGUAUUCCAAGAAUGGAAUCAAUUAAACAGAGCAAUUGCUACGGGACAAAUGAGCGUGAGCAAUGGGCUCGGACAUUACCCUCACAUGAAGGUCGUAUACAAUCCGCACAUCGCCGGGAAGCGUCUCGUUAUCUCGGAAUUGUUACACCAUUCUCGACGACAUUUGAGUAUACUUGUUAAGCAGAAAUUUUCUGGAUAUAGAAGUUUCUGA